Messenger RNA from Paramecium pentaurelia, 424 nucleotides. The record is from the annotation of a GenBank genome assembly. NCBI's taxonomy places the organism in Eukaryota, Ciliophora, Oligohymenophorea, Peniculida, Parameciidae.
AUGUUCACUUAACCAUCAGGUGCAAAGUCUUCUGCAUAAAGUACUCCUUAUAAAACAAAAUAUCAUCAUCCAGAAUAAGAGGAAACAAUAUCUGAAGAUGAAUCAUAAAUAAAUAAUAUUCUCAAAGCUUUGAAACAAUAGUAAAUAUUUGAAAUUUUAGUUUUUUAGAUAUUUGAUAUUGGAUAAUACACUCAAUGAAAAAGAAGAAGAGAAAUCUUAGAUUUUAGAAGAUGUACAAAUCUUGAAUUAGAGAUUACAAUAAUUAAAUAAAUCAAUUGCAAUCAAGAGAUAAAAAUAUGAGAAAUGUGAUAGAACCUUAAAAGAAGCAGAGUCAGCUUUUGCAACUAUUGCUGAUUCUACAAAGUCUCUACUUUAAAUAGUCAAAAGUAAUAUUGGAGAUAUAAGUAAAAAAUAAAAAAAUUGA